AACUCCAGUGAGGAAAAUUGACUGUGGGAGAGCAGGAGGCAGAAGGGUAGUGGGUUUAGAAGAUGAGGGAAGAAAGAAGGUGUCUAACUGGGGGGCUACAUCUGCGGCUACUCCUCCUUGUCAUCGCACCUGAUGUGCAUCGAGCCCUGAACAUCAACCAGAACAACGUGACAGUGUACAGCGGGCCAGAGGGCAGUUAUUUCGGCUUCUCUGUGGACUUCUUCCAGAUCACAGGUCAAGGCGUGAGCCUAGUGGUGGGGGCCCCGCAGGCGAACUCAACCCAGACAAAGGUGGAGGAGGGGGGGGAGGUUUACCUCUGCCCUUGGUCAGCAGACGGUGGGACAUGCCAAAGCAUGGAGUUCGAUCAAAAGGGCGAUGAGGAGUACAAAGUCGCCGAUCUCACACUGAAGGGGUCUAAAUCGCAUCAGUGGUUUGGAGCGAGUGUGCGAGCCACAGACAAAUACAUCUUGGCCUGUGCCCCGCUGUUCCACUGGAAUGUCCUCAACAGCUUUAAUGAGUCCCAGAACACUCCGGUGGGGAACUGCUUCCUGAAGGACGUCACCACUGGCCAGGUGUCCGUCUAUUCCCCCUGCAGAGAAAUCUAUGUGGAGUUUCACUACAAGUCCACCAGAUAUGUGAAUGACAAGCGCUACUGUGAAGCGGGGUUUAGUGUGGACAUCACACAGAAUGGAACAGUUGUGCUUGGUGCCCCUGGAAGUCUGUACUUUCAAGGUCAAAUUUUCACAGCAACCCUGGAAGAACUAACAGACAUAAAGAGACGACCCAGAACUUACACCUACCUUCCAUCUAAGGGCGUUGGGCGUGAAAUGAACGCUUAUGCUUUUCAGGAAAUCUAUUCAGACAUAUACAGUGGUUACUCUGUUGCAACUGGCUUUCUGACUGGGGACAACAUUCAAGAUUAUUUAGUUGGUUUCCCUAAUGACCGUGACACAUCAGGAACGGUCAGAAUCUACAACGGAAGACUUGAAUUGAAAAAGAAGCUCUUAGGAACUCAGGUGGCAGCCUAUUUCGGUCAUGCUGUGGCGGUGACUGACAUCAACAACGAUGGGAGAGAGGACAUCCUGAUUGGAGCACCGCUCUUCAUCGAGCAGCUAGCCAAUCAGCAGCAGCGCGAGGUGGGCCAGGUGUAUGUCCACCUGCAGCAGGUUCGCUCCAAGUUCAACGCCCGCCCGGACCAGACGCUGACGGGCUCGGUCCCGUAUGGACGCUUCGGAGCGUCCAUCGCCCCUCUGGGAGACCUGGACAAAGAUGGCUACAAUGAUGUGGCGGUGGGUGCUCCAUCUUUUGAUGGGAACGGCCGUGUGUUUAUCUACAUGGGGCGGAGUGAGGGUCUCUCACCUCAGCAUGCCCAGGUCCUGGAGAGCCCCUUCCCCUCCCCACACACCCCCUCCGCCUUCGGGUACACCCUCAGGGGGGGCACUGAUGUGGAUGACAACGGAUACCCGGAUCUUAUUGUUGGUGCAUGGGGUGCCAGUAAGAUAGCUGUAUAUAGAACUCUUGCCGUUGUGAAUGCCAAGGCCCAGCUUACCCUCUCCCCUGACGUGCUAAACCCAGAGGAGAAGACCUGCUCAACCACCAGGACUAAGAAGUCAGUUACCUGUUUCACUGUCAUCAUGUGCAUCAGUGUCUCUGGGCAUCGUAUCCCCAAAUCACUGGCCUUGAGUGUAGAGCUGCAGCUGGACAAGAUGAAGCAGGCUCUCACCCGUAGGACCCUACUGCUCCACAAUGGCCAGCCACAGGAGAGUGUCACACACACAGUCCAGACAGCACACCCCAACACCUGCUUCAACGUGACCGCUUACCUGAGGGCAGAGUCAGAGUUUAAAGACAAGCUCAGUCCUAUCUUUAUUUCAGUCAACUACACACUGAUUGACACUGAAGACGCCAUUCUUCAAGGCCAGACCUCAGCCAUGGCACAGACACGCAUCAUCCUAGAUUGUGGUCCUGACAACAUCUGUAUCCCAGACCUGAAGUUGACUGCUUCUGCCGAGACGUCUCGCCUGCUGAUUGGAGACGAGAACCCGGCCCUGCUGGUUGUCGAGGCGGAGAACCAGGGGGAGGGGGCCUAUGAGACGGAGCUGCACAUCAGCCCCCCCACCAGCACCCACUUCCAGGGCAUGGCCGCACACAGGGAGGGCUUCAGCAGACUGAACUGUGCCCAGAGGAAGGACAAUGGCUCUGUAAUUGUAGUGUGUGACCUAGGAAACCCUAUGCCAUCUGGCCAGAAGCUGAAGGCGGGCCUGCUCUUCAGUGUAGGGAACCUGGAGGAGGUGGAGAGAGACGUCACCUUCCACAUGCAGAUCAAAAGUAAGAACAGUCAUAACCCUGACAGUGACCCUGUCCUUCUGAAGAUUAAUGUGACAGCCUCAGCCACACUGGAGAUGCAAGGAGCCUCCUCACCCAUGGAGGUUGUUCUGCCCAUUGCUAAUUGGGAGCCUGUAGAGCGCCCAGCCUCUCUGGAGCAGGUGGGGCCGUACGUGGAGCAUGUCUACAUGCUGCGGAACCUGGGCCCCAGUGCGGUGAACGUGAAGGCGGUGAUGGAGUUCCCCACGCACCGCCAGGGAUCCACCUUGCUCUAUGCCUUUGCCACUGACUCUGAGAACUUCCUGUCCUGUUCCGCCAACAAUGCCAGCGUCGACCCCGACAGGCUGGUGAGAGCAGAGUCCACAGUGAACCGAACCACCCGGGGGGGCCACCAGAUCAAUAAGAGGGAGGCCCAGACAGACACUCCCCAAAACCCUCAAGCACAGAUGUCCAGGGAAACCAUCCAUGUGAACUGCUCCUCUGAGGACCCGUGUGUGAGGGUGGAGUGUGAGGUGAAGGGGUUGAAGAGGCAAGGCAUCGCUGUGGUGAGGGUCAUGGCCCGGCUCUGGGUCAACACCUUCUCAGAGAGGCCAAAUGAGAACUACAUCCUGCAAUCCAAUGCCCACUACCAGGUGGUGGGGAUGCCCUCAAAGAUCCAGCCCCAGGAGCUGCCCAGCGGUCAGGCAGAGACCCACACUAGUGUUGUCUGGAGGGAGGAGAUAAAGAAGGUGCCGGUGUGGUGGAUCGUCGUGGCCAUUGCUUCUGGACUCCUGCUAUUGGCCCUGCUCAGCUACAUAUUCUGGAAGGUGGGCUUCUUCAACCGCAACCGGCCUCCGUGUGAUGACGACGACGAAGAUGAUGACACACAGAAUCUCAGCCCUGAGCAGACGGAGUAUGCUGAUGUAAAGUCACCCCAGGACACCUGAAUGUAAACACAGGCUGAGGGCACUGUCAACAUGGGCUUACUUUCCCGUCACGUGUAGAUGCUUUCAAAAGAUUUUUUUUUUAUAUUUACAUUUAAAUGAUCUUAUUAUUUUCAGGGGCUUCAUAGUCUAAAUGUUUCUUUUCAUAAUCCCAUUAACAUUUUUUGUAUCUGCACUGUCAUACACUGCCCAACUUUAUGCUCUAGUUAAAAAGUCCUCUGUACUCAAACACCUUAACACCAUAAUUUAGAGUCAGUAGUUCUUCAGUCUAUCAGUAGGCAGAAUGAGGCCGUUUUCUGAUGGAUUAUAAUAGAUGAAGCCAAUCUGGCUGGCCUGUGGAGCUGGGUCUGCAUGUCAUAGCUGUGCCAAAGGAAAGUUGUGACAACAUCUUGGCUGCAUUUGCCACCACUGUUGAGCUAUGUACAUUGUUGCAAAGAGAGAAAGAGAGAGAGAGAGAGAGAGAGAGAGAGAGAGAGAGAGAGAGUGCUAGAGUGAUAUAGAGAGAAGGUUUCUCUGUAUCAUUUAACCAUGGGUGUAGCACAACAGAGCUUUUGGGAAAUGCAACCCUGUAUCUUAUCUGUGGUUUAAAAUAAAACGCUUGUGGUUUGCGGCUUCA
Molecule: messenger RNA, 3864 nt
Organism: Clupea harengus (Atlantic herring)
Lineage: Eukaryota; Metazoa; Chordata; Actinopteri; Clupeiformes; Clupeidae
Gene: itga2b
Product: integrin subunit alpha 2b
Biological process (GO): cell-matrix adhesion; cell adhesion mediated by integrin; integrin-mediated signaling pathway
Cellular component (GO): integrin complex; external side of plasma membrane
Molecular function (GO): integrin binding
Source: RefSeq, a predicted model, not a curated record